AUGGCUACCAUGGCAGCGGCUGCUCGUGAUAUCUCCCAGGCCUCCUUGAGCCGAGACAACUUAACUGCUCCGUCGGAUCGACAACGUUCGAUCUCGCCUGGCCUCGAGGCUUCGGGCGCUAUCACUGGCUCCCUCCUCGCCAAAUACCACCUGCCAGAGAUCCUGCUCAAUCAUGGUCCCUUGGCUAUCAGACACAUCAUGGGAUAUCUGACCACUUCGGUACCCGGAUUCUCUGGAAUUCCCCCAACAAAGGCGCGGAGACUAGUCGUGGGAGCUUUGGAGGGACGAGGAGGAGAAGGAGGCGGACUGGAUGGAGAGGUGGAAUUUGAAAAGGUGGGAUGGGGCCGAUGGGAUGCUCGUAAGCGAGGACAGCCUUCUCGACACCGACAAGGAACUCCUCCCUCAUCCUACGGCGCCGGCAUCCCCAUCGGCAACAUCGGCGGUAGGGGUCAGGACCGGCCCAGACUUAGCAUUGCAUCAAGCAACGGGGACUCGGUGCAGUAUUCUCAUGAUGAUAACGACAUUUACAUGAUGGAGCAUGAGGCCGACAAGAUGUCCAUGGAUGGAUCUGGAUCCGCUUCGUGCUCCGAGGCUCCGGAUGAUGAUGUCGUUAUGAACGAUGAUCCUGAGGAUGCGACGGAUGACGAGGAUUGGGCUACCAUGGGGGCUGCUGCUCUUCGAGCCGAGUCUUAUCCUAACCAGGCGGCAGCUCAGACGGACCAUGGCUUCCGAUCCUCUUCUGCAUAUACACCAGGUGGACUUCGUUCGUUCUCCGCCAGCUCCGGCAUGGCUCGCCCACCUCAAACACUCAACAUCGACUUCUCGGCGUUGGCGGGCACCUCUGACGCACAGGAGCGGGAGGCCGUCGAGGCCCUCCUGCAGCUCGGUUCUGUAUAA
This is a messenger RNA of Fusarium fujikuroi IMI 58289, 897 nucleotides long. Its product is annotated as related to STB3 SIN3 protein-binding protein. Gene Ontology annotation, cellular component: nucleus. The record is from RefSeq and is a predicted model, not a curated record. Lineage: Eukaryota; Fungi; Ascomycota; Sordariomycetes; Hypocreales; Nectriaceae. The coding region runs from base 1 to 897 and encodes 298 amino acids. The transcript is spliced from 2 exons. Gene Ontology annotation, molecular function: sequence-specific DNA binding. Gene Ontology annotation, biological process: positive regulation of transcription from RNA polymerase II promoter by glucose.